AUGACGCGCAAGUUCUUUGUUGGUGGCAACUGGAAGAUGAAUGGCGACAAAAAGUCGAUAGAUGGGAUUUGUGCUUUUCUCAAUCAAAGUGGAGGUGAGCAAAUUUGCAGUUGCAUCGUGACGAGCUCCAUUUUUCCUUUCAUUUAUCCAUAUUUUUUGUAUGGCGUCAGUAAUUUUAUUUGUAAUUGUAUCCUUAGGGCUAUUACUACUACAAUAUCUGCCAUCCAGCUUUCCAUGCAUAUGACCUUUAAACAGGUAGAGAUGUAA
Molecule: messenger RNA, 267 nt
Organism: Haemonchus placei
Lineage: Eukaryota; Metazoa; Nematoda; Chromadorea; Rhabditida; Trichostrongylidae
Source: the annotation of a GenBank genome assembly